Molecule: messenger RNA, 3664 nt
Organism: Ipomoea nil (Japanese morning glory)
Lineage: Eukaryota; Viridiplantae; Streptophyta; Magnoliopsida; Solanales; Convolvulaceae
Exons: 16
Coding region: 360-3416 (1018 amino acids)
Molecular function (GO): hydrolase activity
Source: RefSeq, a predicted model, not a curated record
UGGGUGGUGACAGGUAGUGGUGGAGGUUUCUUGACUUUCUUCCCAGAGAGGGAAUAUGCUACGCUAUUAAUCUUUAAUCCCUUCAGUUUAAAUGGUUCCCCUUCCCCGCAAACAUCCUGGAUAAUACGCUGACUCGAUUCCGUGAUCCAUAAUUCCUACUUUUCAAAAUUUUCUUUUGUACAUUUCAUUUUAUAUACAUGUGUUUUUGUGUGUGUGUGUGUGUGUUUACACGAAGACCCAGCUGCUUCCUUCUUCCUCGCCCUCUACCUAUCUGCAAUUUUACCAGUUGCUGCUUGUGAAGUGAAUUGAUCACAAAGAUUUGGAAUCAAGUGAAGAGACUGAAAUUCAGGGCUGCAAAAAUGGGUUCUGAUAAGCAGUCAGCUGGUUUACUAGAUACCCUUAAUAUGCAGAAAGUCAGGACAAUUUUAACUCAUCCAUACCCUUACCCACACGAGCACUCACGGCAUCUUUUCAUUGCUGUGGUUGUGGGUUGCCUAUUUUUCAUAUCAUCAGAUAAUAUGCACACUCUUAUCCAGAAGUUAGAUACCAACAUUAAAUGGUGGUCAAUGUAUGGUUGUUUGCUAGGAUUCUUUUACUUCUUUUCAUCUCCAUUUAUUGGGAAAACAAUUAGGCCAAGUUAUUCAAAUUUCAGCCGCUGGUAUAUAGUCUGGAUAUUGGUUGCAGCACUUUAUCAUCUUCCCAGUUUUCAAUCGAUGGGAGUUGAUCUAAGGAUGAACCUCUCUUUGUUUUUGACAAUAUAUGUCUCAUCCAUCUCCUUUCUGGUUGUUUUCCAUCUAAUAUUUCUUGGCCUUUGGCAUCUUGGCCUUGUGGCUCGUGUGGCUAAAAGGAGGCCUGAACUUCUUGCAAUAGUUCAAAAUUGUGCUGUUUUAAGUAUAGCCUGCUGUGUAUUUUAUAGCCACUGUGGCAACCUUGCUAUAAUACGGGAAAAAGCAUUUGGACGGAGAGAUUCUCUUUGGUUUUCUCUUUGGCGCAAGGAAGAGCGAAAUACAUGGCUUGCAAAAUUUAUCCGCAUGAAUGAGUUCAAAGAACAAGUUUGUAAAUCUUGGUUUGCACCAGUUGGCUCUGCUAGUGACUACCCUUUUUUAUCUAAGUGGGUCAUCUAUGGAGAGUUGAGCUGUGGUGGUUCAUGUGCCGAGUCAUCAGAUGAAAUCUCUCCAAUAUAUUCUUUGUGGGCCACCUUAAUUGGCCUUUACAUUGCCAAUUAUGUUGUGGAAAGAUCAUCAGGAUGGGCUCUUUCUCACCCUGUGCCACACACAGAAUACGAGAAGUUGAAGAAAAAACAGAUGAAGCCUGAUUUUCUGGACAUGGUUCCUUGGUAUUCAGGGACAUCUGCUGAUGUUUUUAAGGCAAUGUUUGACCUACUGGUCUCAGUGACUCUAUUUGUUGGACGUUUUGAUAUGCGCAUGAUGCAGGCAGCAAUGAGUGGAGAUCAAGCUGGAGGUAAACAGGAGGAUCUUUUGUAUGAUCAGUUCAGUGAAGAAGAUGGCAUGUGGUUUGACUUUAUGGCUGAUACUGGUGAUGGUGGAAAUUCUUCGUAUACUGUCGCACGUCUUCUUGCUCAACCUUCAAUCCAUGUCCAAAAUAAUGGCUCAGUACUUAGUUUGCCUCGUGGGAGUCUGCUUCUCAUAGGCGGUGAUCUUGCGUAUCCUAAUCCAUCAGCUUUUACAUAUGAGAAUCGCCUAUUCCGCCCCUUUGAAUAUGCUCUUCAGCCACCAACAUGGUAUAAAGAAGAUCAUGUUGCGGUGCACAAGCCAGAAUUACCUCACGGAAUGGCUGAUUUGAAGCAGUACAAGGGGCCUCAAUGUUUUGUUAUUCCCGGAAAUCAUGAUUGGUUCGAUGGACUCCAGACAUUCAUGAGGUACAUUUGUCACAAAAGCUGGCUGGGUGGUUGGUUUAUGCCUCAAAAGAAAAGCUAUUUUGCCCUGCAGCUGCCAAAAGGGUGGUGGGUAUUUGGUUUUGAUCACGCUCUUCAUUGUGAUAUUGAUGUAUACCAAUUCAAGUUCUUCUCAGAAUUAAUACGGGAUAAGGUUGGAGAGAAUGACUCUGUGAUCAUUAUGACACACGAACCUAAUUGGCUUAGUGAUUGGUAUUGGAAUGACGUAACUGGGAAGAAUGUUACCCAUUUAGUACGUGACCAUUUAAAGGGGAGGUGUAAACUUCGAAUUGCCGGGGACUUGCACUAUUACAUGCGCCAUUCAUGUGUUCCAUCUGACAGGCCGGCUGAUGUGCAACAUUUGCUUGUUAAUGGUUGUGGUGGGGCUUUUUUGCACCCUACACAUGUCUUCAGAAAUUUUAAGGACUUUAAUGGGGUGCCCUACCAAUGCAAAGCUUCUUACCCAUCAUUUGAAGAUUCAAGCCGGAUUGCAUUGGGGAAUAUAUUGAAGUUUCGGAAGAAAAAUUGGCAAUUUGAUAUCAUUGGUGGCGUCCUAUACUUUUUAUUAGCCUUUUCUAUGUUUCCUCAGUGUCAAUUAGAUCACAUCUUAAAGGAUAAUACCUUUUCGGGCCACGUGGGGAGCUUCUUUAGCGCAGUGUGGGAUUCCUUUAUAUACUUGUUGGAACGCUCAUAUGUAUCGUUGGCGGCUACUGUGUUAUUAUUAGUGGCGGCAAUAUGUUUUAUUCCCUCCAUAGUGUCUCGGAAAAGGAAAGUCAUGAUUGGGAUUCUUCACGUGUCUGCCCACUUAGCUGCAGCGUUGAUUCUCAUGCUUCUGUUGGAACUUGGCGUUGAGACAUGCAUCAGACAUGAUCUCCUCGCAACAUCAGGCUAUCAUACUUUAUACGAAUGGUAUCGCUAUGUUGAGAACGAGCAUUUUCCGGACCCCACUGGUCUUAGGGCACGUAUAGAACGAUGGACAUUUGGCCUUUAUCCAGCAUGUAUCAAGUAUCUAAUGUCUGCUUUUGAUGUACCCGAGGUAAUGGCAGUGACGAGGCAAAACAUCUGCAAGAAUGGGAUGGAUUCACUCUCCCGAGGGGGUGCUGUGAUAUAUUAUACAUCCGUUUUUCUUUAUUUCUGGGUUUUCUCAACUCCGGUGGUAUCUCUGGUCUUCGGAAGUUAUCUGUAUAUCUGUAUUAAUUGGCUCCACGUACAUUUUGAUGAAGCCUUUUCUUCUCUCCGUAUUGCCAACUACAAGUCAUUUACACGAUUCCACAUAAACACCAAAGGCGACCUUGAAGUUUUCACACUUGCAGUUGAUAAGGUUCCGAAAGAGUGGAAGCUAGACUCAAACUGGGAAACGGAGCCACAGCAGCCUAGCUAUGUGCGGAAAUUCCCUAGCAAAUGGAGAGCGACGUCACUCCAACAAGAUCCUAUAAACACUGUUCGGGUUGUUGAUCAUUUCGUCAUUGAGCAAACAGAAAAAUCUGAUUCAGAAUCGAUGAACGGGUCAAAAACUCAAUGACAGGUUCAGUUACUAACUAGUCCGUGUUUGUUUUGUACAAAUGUUUUAGCCGAUUCUCUAGAUGGCAAUCGAAAUCGUUAGCAGGAUGAAUUGAAUCUUAGGAUCCAGUGUAGAUCACUCAUGUUAUGUACUGAACCACAGAAGUUGUGUAUGAUGAGAGGAAGAAAUUAUGGGCAAAGUAUAUGAAAUUUUAAGAUUUUUGUCAUGUCCUGUCUUCUCUUCAAUGUACUAAACAGCCUCUCUUAGCU